AGAAAUUACCUCACCCUCUCUCUCUCUCUCUCUCUCUCUGGAAAAAAAAACACUCUUCUACUUUCUUUGUUUUGCCAUAGGCGUUGUAGUUGAAGGAUGCCUUCUCAGGGAAGAAGAGGCAGUGCAUUGGUUGCCGCUGUGGUGGCCCUGGCGGUGUGCCUGUCGUCGGUGCUUAAUUUUGAGGCGGCUGAGGCAAAAGCCUACAGUGUUGGUGGUGCCAAGGGCUGGACUUAUGGCAAUUAUGUUCGCUGGCCGAAAGGGAAGAACUUCAGGGCUGGUGACACACUUGUGUUCAAAUACGACGCAGAGCAGUACGAUGUGGUGGUUGUGACCCAAGCUCAAUACCGCACAUGUAACGCCCCGCCUAACGCCACAGCGUAUCACACCGGCAAUGACCGCAUCAAGCUUGUCAAGGGACACCACUUCUUCAUGUGCAAUAUUUUCCCUGGGCAUUGUAAAGCUGGAAUGAGGAUUGCUGUUAAAGCAAUGUAGCCGGAGAGAGAGAGAGAGAGAGAGAGAGAGAGAGAGAGAGUUGUAGUAGAUAAUGACCACAAUGUAGUGAAGUAAAAGUUUUUGUUAAGGCUGCUGAUUUUGUCAUCCCCUUUUUUGUUAACGCUAUUUCCCUGAAAGUGUAUUUUUGGUGCAAAAAUACACUUGCAGGGAAGUGACGUUAACAAAAAAGGGUGUGGCAAAAUCAUUUCCCUUUGUCAACUAGAUUUACUAUGUUUGGCAUUCAAUUGUUGCAGUAUGUUCUUUUGAGUUUUGAAGGAGCAAUAUUUAGUGCUUGAACCA
This is a messenger RNA of Rhododendron vialii, 792 nucleotides long. RefSeq names its product basic blue protein-like. The coding region runs from base 97 to 492 and encodes 131 amino acids. NCBI's taxonomy places the organism in Eukaryota, Viridiplantae, Streptophyta, Magnoliopsida, Ericales, Ericaceae. The transcript has 2 exons. Gene Ontology annotation, cellular component: plasma membrane. The record is from RefSeq and is a predicted model, not a curated record. Gene Ontology annotation, molecular function: electron transfer activity.